ACACCUGUUCCGUUUGGCCGCACCUGGCCGGGCGAGGAGGAGACAGUUAUGAGAGUGCCGGUGCUGCUGGGGAGCUGUUAGUGCUGUCUCUCUGGGAAAUGGGGAGACUUGUGGCACUGCCCGGGGUGCUGCUCCUGCUGCUGGGCUACGGCAGGGCCGGAACAGUGCCCGUGACCAGCAAUGCCACUGGGAACUUUGUCACGGGAGCUGACAUUACCUUGCCCAUCUCAUACAGUACCAGUACAAGUCCGACAGUAACGUGGACUUUAAAUUCCACUGUAAUAGCCUCAUGGAAUCCCACUGGAAAUUCUGUACUGAAUGCCAGCAGAAUGAGUCUCUAUGAUAAUGGCUCCCUGCGUAUAAACCAAACCACUGCGGCUGAUCAAGGACAGUACAACGUCGCCGUGACUGCAAUCGGAUAUACAACAGGCACUCUGUCAUUUGCAGUAAGAUUCUAUGAUACAGUGCAGAAUGUGACCGUGACUCAGUCCCCGGCGGAGGUGACGGAGGGCUCAGCAUCUGUCAGUCUGACCUGCAGCGCAUUAAAGGGGCAAGGAAACGUGACGUGGGCGUGGGACAGGGGACCCCUGAAUGCCUCCUAUGGUGUCAGCUUCCUGGAUGGAAAUAAUACUCUUCAGAUUAAUCAGCCUAACAGGACAAACAAUGGGAACUACACGUGCACUAUGACCAACCCAGUGAGCAGUAAUUGGGGCACACGGAGUCUCGUUGUUUACCCUGCAGCCACAUCUAGCGGGUCCCUCAGUCCCGGAGCCAUAGCUGGCAUUGUCAUUGGCUCGGUGCUCGGAGCUCUGCUGCUUAUUGCUCUCAUUGUGCUAAUUGUAUGCUGUGUGCGGAAGAAGAAAGGUGCAAAAGAAAAGAGUCCUUCAGGGCCAAAGCAUAAGGAUGUUCUUCGCACAGUAUCUGGUACCACCCUGUCUCCUGAUGACCCUGCUUAUUUCACCCAAAACAAUAUCUUGUACCGAAACUCUUCCAUCUCCAUGGGUUCAUACAUCAUGGGACCUGGUCAGUUUACCCAGAAUGCUCUAAACAGGCCAAGCAACGGGCAUACUCGCUGGGAAACAACAACUCAGUCGUCCAAUGAAACUACCAGCCGCAAUACAAGCCCUGUCAAUACAAGUCAGUACAGUACCCCGAACAGACCCAAAAAUUUGAAGCAUGCUACCCAGGUCUGAUCUGCCUUCCCAACGGGCCAACUCACCUUCUCAAGGAGAUGGAUUCCCUUGCCUUGCCUUCUCCAGGAAUUCUUCUUUGAGCCAAACUGAAGAACCAAAAUGUGCCGGGGGUGUAAGGAAUAAUAUCCUUGCCCUAAAGCCAACCGGAAAAGACACUGCCAAUUGGCCACGUUCUCGGUCAAUAGUUAGAACUGAUAAGAAGGGCACCUAAAGGCUGCAGGCUGAGUUAUACAGGGAACUCUGAGUAUCUCUCAUGUAUUAUAAGGGAUAAUGUACCCCCUACUGUAAAUGAUAAGGAUAUUAGCAGUCACUGAGGGGUUCUGUGCCCAUAUAAAGGCACAAGGCUGCAGGCUGAGUUAUACAGGGAACUCUGAGUAUCACUCAUGUAUUAUAAGGGAUAAUGUACCCCCUACU
Molecule: messenger RNA, 1607 nt
Organism: Xenopus tropicalis (tropical clawed frog)
Lineage: Eukaryota; Metazoa; Chordata; Amphibia; Anura; Pipidae
Product: carcinoembryonic antigen-related cell adhesion molecule 1
Exons: 8
Coding region: 99-1193 (364 amino acids)
Source: RefSeq, a predicted model, not a curated record